This is a messenger RNA of Cooperia oncophora, 306 nucleotides long. NCBI's taxonomy places the organism in Eukaryota, Metazoa, Nematoda, Chromadorea, Rhabditida, Trichostrongylidae. The record is from the annotation of a GenBank genome assembly.
AUGACUGCGCAGAACAUCAAUGAGGAGGUGAACCGUGACGAGUUGAAAUAUUUGGAUCAGAUUCGUGAGAUCAUCGAGAAUGGCAAGCUGCGUACUGAUCGAACUGGAACCGGAACCUUGUCCAUUUUUGGCAUGCAGUCGCGCUAUUCUCUCCGUAAUGGAGUUAUCCCAUUGCUCACGACAAAGCGGGUUUACUGGAAGGGCAUCGUUGAGGAGCUGCUGUGGUUCAUUCGCGCCGACACCAACAGCAAUCAUCUUUCAGAGAAAAACGUCAAGCUGGAGAAGCAUUGCAAGACGGAGAGCUAA